AUGGGAGGGGAGUCGACCGUGGCAAGGAGGAGUGCGUAUGUGUAUAAUGUCAACCAGUGUUCUGUAAAAACAAGGUAUCGAAGUCUUAACAUGGAUUUUGGACAUCCUCCACCGAAUAUGGGCAUGCCCCCUCCCGGCAUGGGUGGUCUAAUGGGCCCACCAGGUCGUAACAACAUCCGCCAUAAUUUUAGACCUUUCAACUACCAGAUGCGCUUUCCUCCUCAGGGUCCCCUGAAUAUGACUCAAGACGACUUUGAUGAUAAAGAGGUUGGAUGUAUUGAAGGUGCUCAUGAAUCAAUUGUGUGGACUAUGGCUUGGCAUCCCUUGGGCCAUAUAUUAUGUUCUGGUUCAAAUGAUCAUACAUCAAAAUUUUGGACUCGUAAUCGCCCUGGAGAUCAAAUGAGGGACAAAUAUAAUUUGAAUACUCUCCCACCUGGUGUGCAAGAUGAUCACGAUUUAGAGGAACCAGCUAUCAUACCAGGAAUGGGGCCUGAAGAUAAGGUAGAAAUAUUUUCAUCAGAUACUGAUAAGGUUAUACCUGGUUUAGAUUUAGAUACUACAUUUAUCCCAAUGGAGUUUGAAAAGAAAGCUAAGAAGGUGCCAUAUAGCAAGCCUAUACCACGAAAUUUCCAAGCUCAGUGGAAUCAUGGACCGACUGUGGAUGAUGCAGCAACUGAAGCUUUGACCCAAGCAUUGGUUGAAUCAGUACCAGGUGCUGUACCUCUUCAACAAUUGACACCAUCAGCAAUAUUUAUCUAUGGAAAACUAAUAACAGUUGACGCUGGUUCUAAAUUAGAGAAAGCAAUUUUGGAUGGCCCUAUUGCAUUGAAGAAAUACAUUGCAACUGGUGAAAUAGAAGAGUUGCAUGAUAUGAUGCCUCAUUUAGAGAAUGAUGACAACUUUCAACCUUUUGAAUAUCCCACACAAGAAAGUGAAUCUGAUGCUGCUGAUGAUGAAAACAAAGAAAAAGAGAAUUUUGAAGAUGAAGAAUAUUUUGAAAAUUCACAAGAUACUAAUAAACAAACUACCGAAGAACAGGACUUUGAUAAUUUCGACAAUGGAUCUGAAAUGAACAAUAUAGUGCCUUUGAAUAAUAUGCCACAAAUGGGUCUGAUGAGACCACCAGUACCUAUGAAUAUGGGCCCCAUGAGGCCUCCAAUGGGUCCUCCAUUAAGUCAUAUGGGGCCAAUGAACAUACCACCACCAUUAUUACCUGGUAUGCCACCAAUGGGAACUAUGCCUCCUAUGCCAAACAUGCCUCCAAUGAGUAAUAUGCCGCCCCCCAUUGGUAGUAUGCCUCCACAUCCCCCAUAUCCAGACAAUGGUUAUCCUAAAAGUCCCUUUGAUACUGGCUAUGAAAAUCAGUCAUUUUCACAAAAUAACGAAGAUUACAAUGAAGGAGAACCUUUUGAGCAGAGCUAUGAAGAGGAUGGUUAUAAUGAUGAUGAUGAUAUGAAUGACAGUUUUAAUAGAAAUCAAAGAUGGGGUGGAAAUUAUAGAGGUAGAGGUCAUGACAGAGGGGAAAUAAUGGUGGACCCCGUGGUUCACCCUGGCCCCGAAGAGGUGGCGGCCUUCAUCGAACAUUUAGAAGAGGAAAUAAAUCAAUUUCAAACUAGCACAUGG
Molecule: messenger RNA, 1623 nt
Organism: Iphiclides podalirius (scarce swallowtail)
Lineage: Eukaryota; Metazoa; Arthropoda; Insecta; Lepidoptera; Papilionidae
Source: the annotation of a GenBank genome assembly